CGCAUUUUAUUUAUAUCUGUUAUUAUAAUAUGUGCAAUUAUUAUACAAAAAAGGUUUUCCUGUCGCAAUGUGGAAAAAUAUAACACCGCGAGGCCUAACGACUCCUAUGACAUCUUCAAUAUGGGAAAUGGGGUGCAAGGGAUACAAGAAGAACAACAUCUCACUCAAUCAGCAAAUUCACAGCAGCAAACAGAAGAAAAUGAAUCACAGGCUACACCAUUGAAUGAUGUCGAAAAAUGGGAAAGGGAAUCACAGGAAGAGUGCAAAGUACAGGUGCAAGGGAUACAAGAAGAACAUCUCACUCAGUCAGCAAAUUCACAGCAGCAAACAGAAGAAAAUGAAUCACAGGCUACACCAUUGAAUGAUGUCGAAAAAUGGGAAAGGAAAUCACAGGAAGGGUGCAAAGUACAGGUGCAAGAAUUGGAUGAAGAAAUACAGCUAACAAGAGGAGUGCAUUCACAGCAGCAAACAGAAGAAAAGCAGUGGUGGAAUCGGUUGUCAAAAUGCCAGAAAAGCUUUAUAGUUACCGUCUCUAUUUUAAUAUUAUUGAGUUGUACAUAUUUAUUAAAUUUACAAAAAGAUAGCAGAGUGAUAACAGUUGAAGAAGUUGAAGACAAGAGGUAUACUAUAAAGAGCUAUGUUGAAGAACCUAAACAAAUAGAAGAAGUUAAUGUUGAGGCCCAAGAAAUUAAAAGUAAUAAUAAUAAUAAUGAUGUAAAUAAAAAUGUUCUAGCCGUCCCCAAAGUUGAACAUAGAUUCUCUGGUCCUACAACACCAAGGCAAGCAGCCGUAGUUGAAGCCUUCAAACAUGCUUGGAAGGGCUACAAAAAGUUUGCCUGGGGACAUGAUAAUCUUAAACCUAUUUCAGAAGGCUUUACUGAAUGGUUUGGAUUAGGUUUAACUAUUGUGGAUUCCUUAGAUACUAUUUUCAUUAUGGGUCUUGAUGAAGAGUAUGAUGAAGCAAGAAAUUGGGUCGAUAAACAUUUAAAUUUCGAUGUGAAUAGGGAUGUCAAUUUAUUUGAAGUUACGAUCCGAGUUUUGGGAGGGUUACUUAGUAUAUAUCACUUUAGUAAAGAUGAUAUGUUCUUAAAAAAAGCGACUGAAUUAGCAGAUAGGUUACUUCCAUGCUUUGAUUCCGAAUCUGGCAUUCCAUAUUCUGACAUAAACUUAUUUACUAGAAAACCACAUGCACCCAAGUGGUCACCAGAUAGUAGCACUUCAGAAGUUACUACCAUACAAUUAGAAUUUAGAGACCUGAGUAGGGUUACAGGGGAUCCCAAAUAUGAGAAUGCCGUCGAAAGGGUGUCAAAAAUAAUCCACAAAUUAGACAAAAAAGAUGGAUUAGUUCCUAUAUUUAUUAAUGCAAAUACUGGUCAGUUCCGCACUUACGCUACUAUAACGGUAGGAGCAAGAGGUGAUAGUUAUUACGAAUAUUUACUUAAGCAAUGGGUACAGACUGGAAAAACUAUAGACUACUUAAAAGCAGAUUACUUAGAAAGUAUAGCAGGAAUGGAGACGCAUCUUGCACGAAGAACAGAACCAAAUCGGUACCUGUUUAUCGGAGAACUUUUGGGUGGCGGCAAAGAUUUUAAACCCAAAAUGGACCAUCUCACCUGUUAUUUGCCGGGAACUUUGGCUUUGGGUGUUCAUAACGGGUUGCCGAAAAAACAUUGGCAAUUAGCCGAAGAUCUUUUGGACACGUGCUAUCAAACUUAUGCAACACAACCCACAUUCUUAGCACCUGAGAUUACUUACUUUAAUAUGCAGACUGGAAAUUCCAAAGAUAUGUAUGUAAAAUCAAACGACGCACACAACUUACUUCGUCCAGAAUUCGUAGAAAGCCUGUGGUACAUGUAUCAACUUACCGGAAACACCACCUACCAAGACUGGGGUUGGAAGAUAUUCCAAGGCUUUGAAAAAUACACUAAAGUAGUUAACGGCUAUACGUCCAUAGGAAACGUCAGAAAUGAAGCGAGCGUCAGACCACAAGACAAAAUGGAAUCGUUUUUCCUCUCAGAAACGUUGAAGUAUUUGUAUCUAUUAUUUAGUGACGAUCCUAAAUUGUUGAAUCUAGACAAAUACGUUGUUAAUUCCGAAGCACAUCCGCUGCCGAUAUACUCAAAUUAGGAAGAAGUAUUAAAUUAGAACUAAUUAUAUACACUUAUAACAUUUUGUUAAUAUUUCUAGUCGUUUUUAUUAUUUUCGAAAGAAAUAUAUGUUAAACUCUA
Diabrotica virgifera virgifera (western corn rootworm) is the source of this 2228-nucleotide messenger RNA. It is a transcript of the gene alpha-Man-Ib, whose product is annotated as endoplasmic reticulum mannosyl-oligosaccharide 1,2-alpha-mannosidase. Gene Ontology annotation, molecular function: mannosyl-oligosaccharide 1,2-alpha-mannosidase activity; calcium ion binding. Gene Ontology annotation, biological process: N-glycan processing; carbohydrate metabolic process. Gene Ontology annotation, cellular component: membrane; endoplasmic reticulum. NCBI's taxonomy places the organism in Eukaryota, Metazoa, Arthropoda, Insecta, Coleoptera, Chrysomelidae. The record is from RefSeq and is a predicted model, not a curated record. The transcript has 11 exons. Bases 121 to 2127 code for a protein of 668 amino acids.